ACGGAGCAACAAGGGAAUCAACGAAGAAUCAACGAAACAAACACACAACCCAUGACACAUAACAAAAAACCACAACAAGUGGAACACCACACGGAUACCAACGCCACAACCAUUAAAUCUUUGCACAGACUACCGAUAGUAUGGUGCCAACUAAUAACCUCCGAAUCGCCCAGCUGCUCCUGACUCUGUGUCUGUUUUGCAGGGUCGGCGCCGUCAUCGUCAUCACCUACAAGGAGGAACAGUGCAUGGAAAAGACGGGCAAGUUCUUCGAGACCGCCGGCAAGGAACUCCAGGAGAUGCGCCACGAAUUUGCGGCAUCGCUGAGCAUGGGCAUGACCUCGAAGGACACGAUGUCGGCCUCGUACCCGGCCGAGAUGCUCAAGGACUACGACUCGCUCUGCUCCAAGUACGGCGGCAAGCUCCAUUCGAUCAAGAUCGAUUUCUUUGACUGCUACCUCUUGAGUGGCACCCCGGAGGACGACGUCGAGCUCACCCUCAAGUACUUUGCCAACUGCAUGGCAGACGUCGAAGAGUGCGAGGGGUUCAACCAGGAGCACAUCAUACAGGAGGCCUGGAAGGAGAUGGGCCUCAAGUGCGAGCUGGAAGCGGAGGAAACCAAAAAGGACAGCGACAAGAACAAGAAAAAGCCGGUGGACAACGAUCCAACGGCCAAGAAGGAAAAGGAGGCCGCCGCCAAGGGGGCCAACGAAGCCGAGCGGGAGGAAGAGAAAAACGAGUACGUCCCAAAGGAGGAGGGAGACAAGAACGGGAACCGGAAGAAGAAGGGCGGCUUUCUCGGCUCCUUUUUCAAGUUUCUCCUGGCGAUGGGCGUCUGCUGGGCUUGCUACGUCGUGUUCGAUCGCAAGCGGAGGGGAUACCCGAUCGAGAUUCCCUUUUUCGGGGGGAGCGCUCCCAGUCGGUUCCAGCGGCGGCCACAGACCGGAUUCGUUUCCGACUACAACCUCCUAUCGGGAGAAGAAUCCGAGCUGCAGUUUUCCUCCAACCUGGCCUAGGCCGUUUUCGAUUCGAUUCGAGAGAAAAACAACCGGGCGUCGCGGAAAACAACCGUCACGCAUGGCACGGCACCCAAACAAAGAAAAAUCACGCUCGUAUCUCACCGCACCCAACUCGACCUUGCGAUUGUCUUGUGGCUGGGUGCAUCCUGCCGUGGCGUGCUGAGGCGUUGUGUAAUACUAUAGAGAUUC
Messenger RNA from Pseudo-nitzschia multistriata, 1205 nucleotides. NCBI's taxonomy places the organism in Eukaryota, Bacillariophyta, Bacillariophyceae, Bacillariales, Bacillariaceae. The record is from the annotation of a GenBank genome assembly.